AUGAAUAAACGCCGGGAACUGGAAAUGGAGCAUAAUGUGUUCGUUCGUGGCCUGAAAAUUCUCUUCUCGUCAUUCUACUUUUAUAUUGCCGCUAUUGUCAAUUGCAUUUCGUAUACGGCUCGAAAACAGUAUCGAACGCUCCGAAAGCGUCAAGUGGUCCGAUAUGAAUGUGUUCCAUUAUCACCGUUGUCUGCACGUCGUCUCAGUAUGUUUAUCUGA
Anisakis simplex (herring worm) is the source of this 219-nucleotide messenger RNA. The record is from the annotation of a GenBank genome assembly. NCBI's taxonomy places the organism in Eukaryota, Metazoa, Nematoda, Chromadorea, Rhabditida, Anisakidae.